UGGAACACCUUGGGGACAGCGGGGGCGGGGUCACCGGGGCUGCAGAUCGGAGCGGGGACACCCCAGGAGACAGGGGUCCAGGCGAGACCCCAGAGGGCAGCGAGGCGCAGACGCGCUCCCUCCGCCCCGACCCUCCCCAGCAAGGUUUACUAUAACAUAUCCUCUCGUGCUUUUUCCCUGCCCCUUCUCCCCAAAUCGCUAGCAAUAGAAAAAGGACGAAAGUAUGGCAGGACAAAAAUGUGGUUAUUCCUGGGACUUACAGGAUCGGUAUGCUCAAGACAAGUCGGUUGUCAAUAAAAUGCAACAGAAGUAUUGGGAAACCAAGCAGGCCUUCAUUAAAGCCACGGGGAAGAAGGAAGAUGAACAUGUUGUUGCCUCGGAUGCAGACCUGGAUGCCAAGCUAGAGCUGUUUCACUCCAUCCAGAGAACCUGUUUGGACUUGUCUAAAGCAAUUGUACUUUAUCAAAAGAGGAUAUGUUUCUUGUCUCAAGAAGAAAAUGAACUGGGAAAAUUUCUCCGGUCCCAAGGCUUCCAAGAUAAAACCAGAGCAGGAAAAAUGAUGCAAGCGACAGGGAAGGCACUCUGCUUUUCCUCCCAGCAAAGGUUGGCUUUGCGCAAUCCUUUGUGCAGAUUUCACCAGGAGGUGGAGACGUUUCGGCAUAGAGCCAUCUCAGACACGUGGCUGACGGUGAACCGCAUGGAGCAGUGCCGGACAGAAUACCGAGGGGCGCUGUUAUGGAUGAAGGAUGUGUCUCAGGAGCUCGAUCCAGACCUCUACAAGCAAAUGGAGAAGUUUAGAAAGGUACAGACGCAAGUACGCCUUGCAAAAAAAAACUUUGACAAACUGAAGAUGGAUGUGUGUCAAAAAGUAGAUCUUCUCGGAGCAAGCAGAUGCAAUCUCCUGUCUCACAUGCUAGCGACCUAUCAGACCACACUGCUCCAUUUCUGGGAAAAAACAUCUCACACUAUGGCUGCCAUCCACGAGAGCUUCAAAGGCUAUCAGCCGUAUGAGUUCACCACGCUAAAGAGCUUACAAGACCCUAUGAAAAAGCUGGUUGAGAAAGAAGAGAAGAAGAAGAAGAAGAUGACCCAGCAGGAUAGCAUAGAGGCAGCAGGCCAGGAGCCAAGUCAAUUAAUUUCAUUAGAAGAUGAAAACCAGUGCAAGGAAUCCUCCAGUUUUAAUACUGAAGAUGGAAAAAGUAUUUUAUCUGCUUUAGACAAAAGCUAUACCCAGAAUGCAUGCUCAGGACCUAUGGAUGAACUGUUAGACGUGAAACCUGAAGAAGGUGCUUGCCUGGGCCCAAUGGCUGAGACCCCAGAACCCGACAGCGCUGACAAGGAUGACCUGGUGCUGUUGAACGAGAUCUUCAAUGCGUCCUCCCUGGAAGAGGGCGAGUUCAGCAAAGAAUGGGCAGCUGUGUUCGGAGACAGCCGGCUAAAGGAGCCAGCGCCGACCGGUGCCCUGGGAGAGCCAGACGCCAAGUUCCAGACGGGCUCCGGAUUCCUCCCUUCGCAGCUUUUAGAACAAAACAUGAAAGACUUACAAGCCUCCCUACAAGGCUGGUCAGAGAGCAGUGUCAGUUCUCCUCCUACUCCUUGGUCAGCACCACAGGCAAGCAGCCCAAGCGACAACAGCCCUGUGCUGAAAGAGCCAGCCAAGGCUGCCUCGGACCUGACUGCCUGGUUCAGCCUCUUUGCUGACCUCGACCCCUUAUCAAAUCCUGAUGCUGUUGGGAAAACCGAUAAAGAACACGAAUUGCUCAAUGCAUGAGUCUGCAGCCUUCGGAGGGAGGCUUCCGCCUCCCAGCACCGCCCUGGGGCAGGCAGAAGUGUCACGUGAUCAGUAUGCUCUUUUAAUAUUUACGUGCCAUUUUAAUAAAGUGAAAGGGUCAAAGGCCCUUAUAUUGGUUUGAUCACUCUUA
Molecule: messenger RNA, 1922 nt
Organism: Chinchilla lanigera (long-tailed chinchilla)
Lineage: Eukaryota; Metazoa; Chordata; Mammalia; Rodentia; Chinchillidae
Gene: Ica1
Product: islet cell autoantigen 1, 69kDa
Exons: 15
Coding region: 224-1771 (515 amino acids)
Biological process (GO): regulation of transport
Cellular component (GO): Golgi apparatus
Molecular function (GO): protein domain specific binding
Source: RefSeq, a predicted model, not a curated record